UGCACUAGUCUACUUUAUCAGUUGCACAUGAUUCGUCCAUGUGAGCUGGUAGAUAAUCACUGAGUCACGAAUCAGAUUUUAUUAGCUAAAAAAAUCUUAGCGUUCAUUAUAAAUAUAACAAGAGGUUUAGUUAAAAUUCAGUUCUUUUGUAGAUGCUGUCAAGUAAGAAGAUGGAAGAAGGCAAGAAGAAGCUUCAUGUGCUUAUGUUUCCAUGGCUAGCACAGGGCCACAUCGUGCCUUUCAUCGAGCUUUCCAAAAGGCUUGCUAAACAUGGACUCAAAGUAACUUUCCUCUCUACCCCGCGUAAUAUCGCAAAAAUCAAGCCAUUGUUAUUAGGGGAGAGUGGGAAGAUCGAUCUGGUGGAGCUGCCGUUGCCGCGGGUGGAGGGUCUGCUAGCAGGAGCAGAGAGCACCGCCGACAUCCCCAACGAAAUGGAAGCCCUAUUAAAGACGGCACUAGACGGCCUGGAGCAGCCAUUUGAGGAGCUCUUAGGGCGGCUCUCACCUGAUUAUGUUGUCUACGACUUUUCACAGUACUGGGCUUCAACUGUUGCUGCCAAGUUGGGUAUUCCCGCAGUUUUCUUCCUCAUUUUCACCGCUGCGGUAUCUAGUUACAUGUGGGUUCCCGAAAGAUACAAGGAAGAGGAAACCACCGCCGAGGAGUUGAUCGUGCCGCCAACAGGUUUCCCUUCUACACAAAUUGCUUGGCGGCCUUUUGAAGCGCGGUAUGUUGCGCUUGCUUUUACCCGCUUCAGUGGAGGGGUCUCAGCAAUGGACCGCUUCUUUAAAUCAAUACAAGGAUGUUCCUUUAUGCUCAUCAGAUCAUGCUACGAAAUGGAGGAAACGUUUAUACGGUAUUUUGAGAGAGCCACCGGGAAGACGGUAGUUCCAGUCGGUCCUCUGCCACCGGAUCUUCCCCAGAAGAGGCUUUCAGAGCAGGAAUCCUUGUGUAUAAGAUGGUUGGAUAAGCACCCGGAUUCGUCUGUUGUGUAUGUAUCGUUUGGAAGCGAAUGUUUUCUGUCGAAAGAGCAGAUCGGUGCGCUGGCACUUGGCUUGGAGGCGACGGGCCUGCCGUUUCUGUGGGUGUUGCGCUUCCCUCGCUUUUCCGAGGAGGAAUGCAGCCCUUCGGUCUUGUUACCUGAGGGCUUUGAGUCUCGAACUCAAGACCGAGGGCUUGUUUACAGCGAGUGGGCUCCGCAGCUGCAGAUUCUUGCGCAUCCAUCGGUGGGUGUGUUCCUGAGCCACUCGGGGUGGAGCUCUGUAGUGGAGGCUGUGAAGUUUGGAGUAAAACUUGUACUUCUUCCCAUGAAUGUUGAUCAGGGUCUUAACGCCAGGCUCGUUGGAGGGGAACUGAAGGUGGGGUUGGAAGUCGAAAGAGAAGAGGAUGGCAGUUUCACGGAAGAACAUAUUCGAACGGCCGUGCAUAAGGUCGUGAAGGAAGAGUGCGAGGAGGGAACAACUGUGAAGUCGAGAAUCUGUGAAAUGAGAGAGAGCAUGUUUGGCAACAGCGAAUGGGAAGAAAAAUACAUCAACCGGUUCAUCAAACGCCUGGAGUUCUCUACCUCAACAAAUUAGCCCGUUUUAUAAAAGUCCUCUCUUUGUUCUUAUUGUUGUUUUCACAGUAAUAAAGAUUGAGCAGGCAAUUUCGUUGCAGUAAGAUUUUGAUAGAGAAUUUUACUGUUAGUAAGAAAUGGUACAAAAUCGUAUUAUUCAGAGAUGAAUCGGUCAAAUAAUUUGUAUUCUUAAGUUUAUUAGAAAUAGUGUCAUAAAUUAAAUUUUGAAUU
Molecule: messenger RNA, 1783 nt
Organism: Cryptomeria japonica (Japanese cedar)
Lineage: Eukaryota; Viridiplantae; Streptophyta; Pinopsida; Cupressales; Cupressaceae
Product: anthocyanidin-3-O-glucoside rhamnosyltransferase
Exons: 1
Coding region: 153-1574 (473 amino acids)
Molecular function (GO): UDP-glycosyltransferase activity
Source: RefSeq, a predicted model, not a curated record